Molecule: messenger RNA, 1842 nt
Organism: Rhinocladiella mackenziei CBS 650.93
Lineage: Eukaryota; Fungi; Ascomycota; Eurotiomycetes; Chaetothyriales; Herpotrichiellaceae
Exons: 2
Coding region: 1-1842 (613 amino acids)
Biological process (GO): replication-born double-strand break repair via sister chromatid exchange; synaptonemal complex assembly; mitotic sister chromatid cohesion
Cellular component (GO): synaptonemal complex; cohesin complex
Molecular function (GO): protein binding; chromatin binding
Source: RefSeq, a predicted model, not a curated record
AUGUUUUACUCAGAACAAUUGCUGGCCAAGACCGGGCCUCUGGCUCGCGUUUGGCUUGCGUCCAACGUCGAACGCAAGCUUUCCAAAUCCCAAAUCCUGCAGUCAGAUAUUCAAAGUAGCGUCGGGGCGAUCGUGGAUCAAGGGCACGCGCCUAUGGCAUUGCGCUUAAGCGGUCAACUCAUGUUGGGCGUGGUGCGCAUCUACGGAAGAAAAGCCCGCUAUUUGCUGGAUGAUUGCAAUGAGGCCUUGAUCAAGAUUAGAAUGACUUUCAAAUCGACUAACAGUCAUGAUCUGCCUGCUCAUACUACGACUGCUGUUGAUCUCAAUCUUCCCGAAUUACUCACUAUCGACGAUCUCUUUUCCAACGUGGAUUUCGCAUACCCGAUGACACAACAACCAGCCAUCACGGGAGCCCACUCGCAAGAUCUCGAUGAAGACUGGACGAGCACGCUUCACCCUCAACAAAGCAACACACAGUCCUUACUGACGCCUGGCGCAGAGCCUCUGUACAAUGACGAUGACCUCCAUCUGGACUUUGGGGACCGAGCUGAUCUGGAUAUGAACGAGACUACUGUCAGCAUCAAUGUCGGCCGGAGUGCGCCUUCCCCUAAGACUGGCGGCGAGGAGAUUUUUGGCGAGGAGGGUCUCAUUCAUGAUGACGACGACCUCCACCUGAAUCUUGGUGAUAGUGACGAUGUACCAAUGAUGGACGAGGCUGACCUGCCUGCUCCGGACGACCGAGCCCUCCCAGGACCUGGCGAUGACGAACCGCUUGCAUUUGGAGACGACGAGACCAUGCAAUUGCGACAAGCGGCGGAGGAGCGUCAGCGGAACUCCGAAUCUCCUCUGUCAGAAGCGGGCUCGGCGGUUCUGCACGAACUUGAUGAGACUUUCCAGAACCAGGAGGCAGAAGAUGUUACAGAGGUCGUCGUUCAGCAGCGCCAGAGAAGUCGAAAACAGAAACCACUGGCCCCUGAUGUCGAUACGGUCUUGCACAACAAACAGAUCAAAGCCCAAGGAGAAGACCGAUCCAAGAUCUUGCGAGCGCCUUCCUUCCUUCCUCGAGACCCGAUCCUCCUCACCUUGAUGAAUAUGCAAAAGAAUGGCGACUUCGUUCUGAACGCGAUGAAUGACGGCCGGUCGAGAAACUGGGCCCCCGAAUUGCAAGGCCUUCUAUCAUUCGAGACAGUUACGCGACCAGGGCAACUCAAGCGGAAACGGGACAGUGGUAUUGGUGGACUCAGUGAGGAUGAGCACAGUGAAAAAUCACCGCGAUUGGAACGUCCAGAGGAUGCGAUGGAGGAUGAGGGUGUCCACGUUGACGAACACCGCACUCCAGGAAUUGCCGGUGUCCUCCCCGGUGGCAGUGCCCAACUUCGCACCGGUGAGGGAGCACCCACGUUGGAAGAUGUCGUUCCAGGAGAAGACGAUGAAGGUAUUUUUGGAGGUGAUGAUACGUUCGACGACACCACAAUGCCUCUCGUCCAUCCAGCAGACAGUGGUCCGAUAUCUUUGGGGACGAAGCGUGCUGUUCACUUAUUACGUGAUCGACUAGGUGAUGCGGGAGGUACACAUCCCUCAUCCCCGGCGAAGAAAUCGGUUCUUCUACAAGACCUGGUACCAGAAGGCACCACGAGCAAAGAAGAAGCUACCAAAAUGUUUUUCGAAACACUCGUUUUGGCAACCAAGGAUGCUAUCAAAGUUGAGCAGGGAGACCGAGCAAUAGGUUUGCCAUUACGAAUCAGAGCAAAGAGAGGAUUGUGGGGAUCUUGGGCGGAAACCAGUCCGAGCGAAGAUCCUGCUGCCAUGACCGCUUCACAACAACAAGUUGUUGCGGCAUGA